UCGGAACGCCCUCUCGGUGCCACAGGUGACACGAACCGGAGGGCGGCUCCAUCGGGAGUGGCUCCGGCAGGCCAGAGGUGCGGGGACCCGCCCUGCUCUGAGGGACGCGGCGCCGCCAUUGGCCCGGCGGCGGCCCGGGGCUGCCUCGCCCUGCGCCACCGCCUCACUUCCACUCCGGCAAGCGGGGAGGUGUCGUGGGCAGGGGCUGCUAGCUGGGACGAGCUCGCUGAGGCUGUCUCUCAACGGAGGGGAACGACUGGGCGAGUCGCGGAGGGGUCCUGCGGCGUUGAGCUGGCAGGGCGUCGCGUUGCCCCAGCCCGCUGAAACAGCGGGAGAGGUGAGGCUACCCUGAAGGGCUUCGGGGAGUGGGGGUGUCUUGCUAACGGAGUGACCGGGAGACAAAAAAGCCCGCAGACCCAUGCACCACCCGUAGUGCUGGGACAGCGUGAGGAAGGGCUGUUGUCAGCUGAGGAGUCCUGCCGCCGGCAGCCGUGCCGCUCAGCUCCGCGCUGCCGGGGUUUUGCCUGAGGAUGGAGAAGGUCUCAGAGGUGUCUCUCCCGCCCAGACUCUGUCACUAAGGCUAGAGGAAUACGCUGCUCGCCAGCGACUUUUCCUCAGAACCCUUCUUGAGAGACAGCGUGAAGAACUGCUGCCUCCUUACCGCAACGGGGCCGUGGCCUGCGACGCUCCUGUUCUGCUGGAGGGAUCCUGUCUGGUGGGGAUGUUUUGUUUGUUCUUGAACACUGGAUCUGCUGGGUCACUGAACUGUUACUCCAGGAAGCAAAGCUGAGAAAACAACCUGAGAAGACAGUAUUACCAUGGCAAGAAGAAAUGCAACACUUGCCCAAGAGUCUCUCAUCUAGAGAAGCAUGCACAUAUGCUACUGCUAAAAAAAGCAACAUCUGAGGCUGCUUAAACUACCAACUAUAACCUGGACCAAUCUUCUCAGUGCCUGCUGAAAAAGGCUUCUCUUUUUUCCAUACGUUUAAAGCAGACUACAAGACUCUCCUCUUCCUCAGGAAUUAGGAAUUUCCUUGACACUUUGCCAACCUCUACACACGUAACAAGAUGCUUGACUUAAGCUUCCUAACGGAGGAGGAACAAGAGGCAAUAAUGAAGGUGCUGCAAAGGGAUGCAGAGCUUAAAAGAACUGAAGAAGAAAGAGUCAGGCAUUUACCAGAAAAAAUCAAAGAUGAUGUUCAGCUGAAGAAUAUGAGUGGGCAGUGGUUUUAUGAAGCAAAGUCAAAGAGGCACAGAGAUAAGAUCCACGGAGCAGAUAUUAUUAGAGCUUCCAUGCGACGAAAGCCUGCCACCCUUGCUGAAAUGAGUCAGAACAAAUCAAGCAAAGCAAUGAACAGCUGGGUGAGCAAUGUUAAUAAAGAAGUCUUUGUGCCACCACCAGAACUACAUGGCAUUGGGGAACAUCAAGAAGAACAACUGAAAUUUAAUUCAAGUUCUAAAGCAACAACCUCUCUGCUAGCCAAACCAGAGGAAACACAUACGAAGACAGUGGUCUCAAAAGUGAAGCAAAGGAGAAAUCCAUUUAAUUCCACUGUAUCAGACAACGACUUGAACAGUGAGGAUUCAGAAAACAGAGCAGACAGUCUACCUCAGCUAUCAAAGAAGGAAGUCGUGUCAGUCUCUGAAGAGAGCCAGCCUAAACCACACUUACAAAGUGAUGAAACAGAGAAACAUACAAAGCCUUCUGUAGAAGCCACUGAUGAAUCACAGCAAGGACUAAUUAAGCGUCCUGUCCCAAAAGCUAGAAAGUUAAUUCAUAAAGCAACGGAUCCUGUGUCACAAAGAGAAGAAGAAGUUGUUCCAAAACCAGCCAAAAGGACCGAGAGGAUCAAUGGAACUGCCACACCACCCAGGGGCAUUCUGAAGCGCAGUUCAAGUUCAAGUUCCACUGACUCAGAAGUUCGUGUUAGUCAGAUGUUCGAUGUUCAGAAAAAGAAUGGUCUUCCUACUGCAACUAUUUUUGAAGGAGAAGCUGAGAAGAACUCUCUUAUAGAAGAAGCAGAAGACUCCACACAAAGUUCACUGGAAAAACUAAAACAAGUGAGAUUCUCAUCUAGCAUAGGUAAAGCAGAACCUCUGCAAUGCCCUCAGGUCCACUACAGCAGAGAAACAGGAGAGUUUGAAUCGUUAGAAUGUGACAAAGGAAAGAGUUGUGGAAAUGAUGAUACUGGAUCUGAUUCACUUGGGAAUAAGCAAAUUUCUGCUGUAAAGCCUUUGGGAGCCAAUUCAUCAGCUUUACAAAUAAAGCCAAUAGAUGGCUUACAUGAAGGCACAUCAACAUCUGGCCCUUGUGACAUUAAUAGGUCAGGCUUCCUGGCUAGUGAAACCUUGCAGGCAAAGGCAGCUACUCAUAAGCAACUUCACACUUCACAGAAGAUCUCCAACAAUAUCCUGCCAAGUAGCAAUAAUGAACUGAGUGGUGAUGAGACUCAUCAAAAUCAAUCCAACCAGACCUUGAGCCAUGGAUCUAAGUCACACGAAAAUUUUACUGAUGAGCAUCAGCUUUCUGCUAAGACAGAAGUGCAUGAGGUGUCAAAUACCAGUUCUACAAGCCUUCAACAAGGUUCAGAAGAACAAUUAAAUCCUGUUUUGAUGGCUUUGAAAAGGAGUGCAGAUAGGAAAAUGCCUUCCAAAAGUCUAGAGGACAUUCCGUCAGCCACCUCAAAUAAAGGAAAAAUAAAUAAUCCAAAGGAAGAGUUAGCUCUUAGUGCUGAAGAUGGUCCGAAGCCAAGUCAGCAUCGAGAAAGAAAUGAAAAUGCAGCAGGAAUUUCCACAGUGCCUUCACAGCCUGAUGAACUGUUUUCCCAUCCUGACAAACUGAAAGGACUGAGCAAGUCUGUGCCAUCAUUCCUACAGGAAGAGAGUGAUGACAGACAGACAGAUACAGCAUCAGAAAGCAGUUAUUCCAUUGGCAGAAUCAAGAAGAGUCCCAGCUCUCUAACCAAUCUUAGCAGCUCUUCUGGCAUGGCCUCCUUAUCCUCUGUGAGUGGAAGCCUAAUGAGCAUCUAUAGUGCAGACUUUGGCAACGUCGAUGUGAAGGGGAACAUUCAGUUUGCUAUUGAUUACGUAGAACAGCUGAACGAGCUCCACAUUUUCAUUUGCCAGUGUAAAGGCUUGGCAGUGGCAGAUGUUAAGCGACAGCGUUCAGACCCGUAUGUAAAGACCUACCUACUUCCAGAGAAGUACAAGCUGGGGAAGCGGAAGACCUCUGUCAAAAAGAAAACUUUUAAUCCAGUCUAUAAUGAAAUACUGAGGUAUAAAAUUGAGAAGGAUCUCCUAAAGAACCAAAGCCUUAACAUCUCUGUCUGGCAUAAUGAUACUUUUGGGAGGAAUAGCUUCCUUGGUGAAGUGGAGCUGGAUUUGGGAACUUGGGACUGGAAUGAUAAAUCCAACAAGCAGAUCAACUGGUUUCCACUCCAGCCAAGGACUUCAGCAAUGGCUCUUACGCCAGAAAACAGAGGGGAGAUGAAACUAGCCCUCCAGUAUGUGCCACACCCUGUUGGAGGAAAGAAGACACUCUCUACUGGUGAGGUCCAUAUCUGGGUGAAGGAGUGCCAUAACCUUCCUCUCCUGAGAGGCAACAGGCUUAACUCCUUUAUUAAGUGUACCAUUCUUCCAGAUACCAGCAGAAAAAGCCGCCAGAAAACAAGAACAGUGUCAAAAACUGCAAACCCAUUAUUUAACCACACCAUGGUCUAUGAUGGCUUUAGACCAGAAGACUUGAAAGAAGCCUGUGUAGAACUCACAGUCUGGGACCACAACAAACUUGCCAAUCACUUUCUGGGAGGCCUCAGGAUAGGCCUUGGAACAGGCAAAAGCUAUGGAACUACAGUAGACUGGAUGGAUUCUACUUCAGAUGAAACUGCCCUUUGGGAGAAGAUGAUGAAGUCACCAAACCGAUGGGUAGAGGAUACGUUACCCCUCAGGAUGCUGAUGGUUGCAAAAUUAACAAAAUAGGAUGGCGUUUUAAUGGGUGGUGUGAAAAAACAAACCCUGGGAAUGAAACCUGGAGAGGGGGCACAGCAGCUCUUCUGACAGUCUCCACUUUGUUGGUUUUGUGUUGUCAAAUGUCACACUGUAUUUCAAAUAAAACUUCUGACUGCAGAUUAUUAUGUAAAUGUAAAGGAAUUCUUUCAUUUUGUAUUCACUGAAAGUUACUUCAUCCAAGACAAUUCAGUGACAGAGGUAGCUGUAGUACCAGGAUGACUGUGUUUCUUAACAGAAGUGUUGCUGAUCCCUUAAACCUAAAUUUCCAGGAAAAAAUAAGAGCAAGUCAACUCAGUACACUCCUAGGAUUGUUCAUGAAGUGUUAUAGAAACAGGUUGCAUUUUAUUGAUCAUGAUUAGAAUGCAUUUUUAUCCUUAUUUUGCCACAUUGUAAAGCUCCAGAGAGGAAUACGAACACAAAGAAUAUAUAUUUUUAAAAGCUCCUUUAUUUUUAGGAUAUGAAAGAAACAUUACAUGAAGUGGUACUGCUGAUAUCCUGUUCUGCAAGGUGCAGAGGACUCUUAGUUCCAGUUUACUAUAAAAAAAAUCAGGGCUAUGAAGUUUUCUUGUGUACCUGUUAACUGUCUUGCUGUGUACAGUCCAUGCUCUCAAAUGUUCAAGGCACAGAGGAGAAACUGUUUUAUUGAAAUGCCACUCUAAAGGAUCUAAACUUGUCAGUUUUAGUCAUGACAAGUGUGUUGAGUACUUCUGUGAAACAUACUCAACUGUACCUAUAUUUAUUAGUUUGAGGUUUUGCAGAAUAAUUUGUCUGUGCCUCAGCACCAUCAUUAAGAGGAUGUGGGGUUACAGUGGUCUGGGUUCAGAAAGCUUUGCAGCACAGGAAACAGGACUCAAAUUUGUAACUUGUAGAAAUGCUAAAGAUAAAUGCAUGAAAGAUAAAAUGCAUGAUUUCUUUUUUUUUUUUUUUAAUAAAAGCAGCCUUUUAAAGCUAAA
Messenger RNA from Pogoniulus pusillus (Red-fronted tinkerbird), 4961 nucleotides. RefSeq names its product synaptotagmin like 2 (gene SYTL2). Gene Ontology annotation, biological process: exocytosis; intracellular protein transport. The coding region runs from base 1069 to 3978 and encodes 969 amino acids. The transcript has 20 exons. The record is from RefSeq and is a predicted model, not a curated record. Gene Ontology annotation, molecular function: small GTPase binding; neurexin family protein binding. Gene Ontology annotation, cellular component: plasma membrane; exocytic vesicle. NCBI's taxonomy places the organism in Eukaryota, Metazoa, Chordata, Aves, Piciformes, Lybiidae.